GAUCCCGGCGGCCGGCAGCAGGCUCACGCGUCCGCGUCCGUCGGUCGGCGGGGUGGUCUGUAAGCGUGCGGAAAGCCCAGCGCCCCGGCGCGCGGCCUGGGAGGGAAAGGGCACGGAGGGGGGACAGCGGCUCCCUCCCACUCCGGGGGGAGCCCAGGAGGCGGCGGUGCUGAAGCGUGAACCGGAGAACGAGGCAGAGCAGAGGAGAGGCGGUCGCGAGCACGAGUGGGGUGGGGCGUGCCCACGGGCCCCCGCCCCCCUCGUCCCCCAGCCCAGCUCCGGAGCCGCAGCCCCGGCCGGAGGGCAGGGAGUACGCGCCGCACCCCUCCCCCGUGCGUUCUUCAGCCACCCAGGCCUUCCAGGACGUUGUGGAUCGGGGACAACGGGGACAGGGACGCCCCCUUCAGCGGGAGCCGUCGGGGGGGCGGACCUGAGACAAGGCAAGCAGCCCCACUGGAGCCAGGCGCAGGGUCUGGGACGCAGUGGGGAGCGCAGAGGGCUGGCUGGGCGCUGCAGAGAGCGGCAGGCUGGGGCCGGGCCUCCUGGUGACAGGCCCUGCGCGGCCAGGAAGAACGGGAGACCAGCGGGAAAGAGCCCGGACCUAGAGUAGAGGCGGCUGCUUCACUCCCUUAUCGGAGCCGAGGGAACCAAGGAAUCUAGAGCACCGUCUUCCCCAUCAUAGGAAAGACACUUGCUCUCCAGAGCAGCACCUUUAUCUGAGACGGCUCUGCCGGGAAGGGGUCUUGGAGCCUGGAACAUCACCCCACACUCCUUUAACUGAGGCCUCUGGGCCUCAGAGAGGGCCGGGAGUUAGAAAGGAGGCCGGAGAGUCCUUGCUGCCCCCCUGGGGAGAGAGGAAGUUCCCCACCUGCUCCCAGGCCCAGGAGGAGCUGGGCCAGUAAUAGUAGGGUCCUGGCCCCUGAGGCGGCAGCGGCCAUGUCACGACCAGGCCAGGGUGUGAUGAUGCCUGUGAGCGGGCUGGGCUUCCCACCGCAGAAUGUGGCCCGGGUGGUGGUGUGGGAGUGGCUGAACGAGCACAGCCGCUGGCGGCCCUACACAGCCACCGUGUGCCACCACAUCGAGAACGUGCUCAAGGAGGAUGCCCGUGGUUCCGUGGUCCUGGGGCAAGUGGACGCCCAGCUGGUGCCCUACAUCAUCGACCUGCAGUCCAUGCACCAGUUUCGCCAGGACACAGGCACCAUGCGGCCGGUGCGGCGCAACUUCUACGACCCGUCGUCGGCGCCGGGCAAGGGCAUCGUGUGGGAGUGGGAGAACGACGGCGGCGCGUGGACGGCCUACGACAUGGACAUCUGCAUCACCAUCCAGAACGCCUACGAGAAGCAGCACCCGUGGCUCGACCUCUCGUCGCUCGGCUUCUGCUACCUCAUCUACUUUAACAGCAUGUCGCAGAUGAACCGCCAGACGCGCCGGCGCCGCCGCCUGCGCCGCCGCCUGGACCUCGCCUACCCGCUCACCGUCGGCUCCAUCCCCAAGUCGCAGUCGUGGCCCGUGGGCGCCAGCUCGGGCCAGCCCUGCUCGUGCCAGCAGUGCCUGCUGGUCAACAGCACGCGGGCCGCUUCAAACGCCAUCUUGGCUUCGCAGCGCCGCAAGGCUCCCCCCGCGCCCCCGCCGCCCCAGCCGCCGCCCGGAGGACCAGCGGGCACGCUCGCCGUGCGCCCCAGCGCCACCUUCGCAGGCGCCGCGCUCUGGGCCGCGCCCGCCGCCGGCCCCGCCGAGCCCGCGCAGCCCCCCGGCGCGUCCCCGCGGAGCCCGAGCGCCCCCAGCGGCGCGCCCACCCCGGGGCAGAACAACCUCAACCGGCCCGGGCCCCAGCGCGCCACCAGCGUGAGCGCGCGCGCCGCCAUCCCGCCGGGGGUCCCUGCGCUCCCGGUGAAGAACUUGAAUGGCACGGGGCCAGUCCACCCGGCCCUGGCAGGGAUGACCGGGAUCCUGCUCUGCGCUGCGGGGCUGCCCGUGUGCCUGACGCGGGCCCCCAAGCCCAUCCUGCACCCACCGCCCGUGAGCAAGAGCGACGUCAAGCCCGUGCCAGGCGUGCCCGGGGUGUGCCGCAAGACCAAGAAGAAGCACCUCAAGAAGAGUAAGAACCCUGAGGAUGUGGUUCGAAGGUACAUGCAGAAGGUGAAGAACCCACCUGAUGAGGACUGUACCAUCUGCAUGGAGCGGCUGGCCACGGCCUCCGGCUACGAGGGCGUGCUUCGGCACAAGGGCGUGCGCCCUGAGCUCGUGGGCCGCCUGGGCCGCUGUGGCCACAUGUACCACCUGCUGUGCCUCGUGGCCAUGUACUCCAAUGGCAACAAGGAUGGCAGCCUGCAGUGCCCCACCUGCAAGGCCAUCUACGGGGAGAAGACGGGCACUCAGCCACCCGGGAAGAUGGAGUUUCACCUCAUCCCCCACUCGCUGCCCGGCUUCGCUGACACCCAGACCAUCCGCAUCGUCUACGACAUCCCCACAGGCAUCCAGGGCCCCGAGCACCCCAACCCAGGCAAGAAGUUCACUGCAAGAGGCUUCCCGCGCCACUGCUAUCUGCCCAACAACGAGAAGGGCCGGAAGGUGCUGAGGCUGCUUAUCACCGCCUGGGAGCGGAGACUUAUCUUCACCAUCGGCACAUCCAACACCACGGGCGAGUCGGACACCGUGGUGUGGAACGAGAUCCACCACAAGACCGAGUUUGGAUCCAACCUCACGGGCCACGGCUACCCGGACGCUAGCUACCUAGACAACGUGCUGGCAGAGCUCACAGCCCAGGGUGUGUCCGAGGCUGUGGCCAAGGCCUGAGG
Balaenoptera acutorostrata (minke whale) is the source of this 2798-nucleotide messenger RNA. RefSeq names its product deltex E3 ubiquitin ligase 1 (gene DTX1). NCBI's taxonomy places the organism in Eukaryota, Metazoa, Chordata, Mammalia, Artiodactyla, Balaenopteridae. The record is from RefSeq and is a predicted model, not a curated record. Gene Ontology annotation, molecular function: ubiquitin protein ligase activity; zinc ion binding. The transcript is spliced from 10 exons. The coding region runs from base 937 to 2796 and encodes 619 amino acids. Gene Ontology annotation, cellular component: nucleoplasm. Gene Ontology annotation, biological process: Notch signaling pathway; protein ubiquitination.